AGGAUCCUGCGGCGGCGGCGCUACAUUCUCCUGGGCCACAGACAGCAGAGGAGAAGCAGCACAGGGACCGUCGCCUGCAGCGCUCAACAUACCUGAGGACCAUGAGGGUGUGGAUCGUCUUCCUGCUGUGCCUGGCUGGCAAAGCCCUGACCGCACCGGCUGAAGAGGAGCCAGUUGUGGAGGAGGAUCUGGAGGUGGGCACCAACCCAGUGCAGGUGGAGACCGGCGAGUUCGACGAGGCCAUCGAAGUCGUGGAGGAUGUAGUUGCCGAGAAUCCCUGCCUGAACCACCACUGUAAGAAGGGAAAGGUGUGUGAGGUCGACGACAGCAACACGCCCAUGUGCGUCUGCCAGGACCCCUCCACCUGCCCCACCUCCGCCGGGGAGUUCGAGCACGUGUGUGGCACUGACAACAAGACCUACGACUCCUCCUGCCACUUCUUCGCCUCCAAGUGCGCCCUGGAGGGCACCAAGAAGGGCCACAAGCUGCACCUGGACUACAUUGGGCCCUGCAAAUACAUCGCUCCCUGCCUGGACAACGAGCUCAGCGAGUUCCCGCUGCGCAUGAGGGACUGGCUCAAGAAUGUGCUGGUGACCCUGUACGAGCGCGACGAGGACCACAACCUGCUGACCGAGAAGCAGAAGCUCAAGGUCAAGAAGAUCUAUGAGAACGAGAAGAGGCUGCAGGCCGGAGAGCACUCCCUGGACCUGCUGGCCCACGACUUUGAGAAGAACUACAACAUGUACAUCUUCCCCGUGCACUGGCAGUUCGGCCAGCUGGACCAGCACCCCGUCGACGGGUACCUGUCCCACACCGAGCUGGCUCCCCUGCGCGCUCCUCUCAUCCCCAUGGAGCAUUGCACCACCCGCUUCUUCGAGCAGUGCGACGCCGACGCCGACAAGUACAUCGCCCUCGAGGAGUGGGCCACCUGCUUCGGCAUCAAAGAGCAGGACAUCGACAAGGACCUCAUCUUCUAAACGUCGCUCACGGGAGACUCCUCCUCUGUCCAGAUGAGGCGCUAACCCUAAAUUAAAGUGGCAAUAACGGUGCUAAUCCUUUUCUUUAACAGCCUACCUAUACCACUAAAAAUGUAAAACAGCAAAAAAAAAAAAAUUGUGCACACUUCCAAACUAACUUUCACGAUGAGACGAGCUUUCAACGCUUUCUUACUUGCUUGUGCCAGUUGAGGGAGGACGCGAGGGGCGUGGCCACUGCGGAUGGGGCGUGGUCACUACAGAACUGGGCGGGACUGGGCGGGGCAGGGUGGGGCAGGGCGGGGCUUGGUGGCUCAGCUCUGCUGCAGGAACGCGUUUGUUCUCGAGCAGCGAUGUACUUAGUGACGAGGCUUCUUCAAAAACCUGAAAAUCUGGAACGGAAUCAGGGCUUGAUAUAAAUUCCUAUUUGGCAUCAAUGAGUCAAAAAUGUACAAUUAAAAGAAAGUUUCUUAAUAAAUGUUCCUUUUUCUUGCUUUUAUAACCUUUAAGUGUUUUUUUUUUGUCUUUUGGUGGUGGGUUAACGUUUGCCGUUUUCUGUUUUAUUGGACUCAAGUGUAGGCCUGCGUGUCCGGAGGGCUGUUGGUGUGUCUUUCUGUUUUUUUGGCUCCAUGUUGCGCAGACGGGCGAAAUGUUUGCUGUUCUGGAAAAUGAAUGAAUGGAUGAAUAAAAGGAGACGGUGUUGGAACCACAAGAGAAGCGAA
Messenger RNA from Scleropages formosus (Asian bonytongue), 1696 nucleotides. It is a transcript of the gene sparc, whose product is annotated as secreted protein, acidic, cysteine-rich (osteonectin). The coding region runs from base 102 to 977 and encodes 291 amino acids. The record is from RefSeq and is a predicted model, not a curated record. Gene Ontology annotation, molecular function: protein binding; calcium ion binding; extracellular matrix binding. NCBI's taxonomy places the organism in Eukaryota, Metazoa, Chordata, Actinopteri, Osteoglossiformes, Osteoglossidae. Gene Ontology annotation, biological process: anatomical structure development. The transcript is spliced from 10 exons.